Molecule: messenger RNA, 2466 nt
Organism: Aplysia californica (California sea hare)
Lineage: Eukaryota; Metazoa; Mollusca; Gastropoda; Aplysiida; Aplysiidae
Exons: 14
Coding region: 1-2466 (821 amino acids)
Biological process (GO): urea transmembrane transport
Cellular component (GO): plasma membrane
Molecular function (GO): urea transmembrane transporter activity
Source: RefSeq, a predicted model, not a curated record
AUGACGGAAUCCUACAUUCCUACCAUCUGUACUUUCCCCAGAAUUGUGGAGCCCAGAAUCGAGCAGUAUGAGGCCGUACUCAUCCUCAUACUUGGGUUCGCAGCUUUCUCCGUGGCCCUCGCUCUCCUCUAUAACUUCAUUCGGCGCCGAGUUUUCGGGGAUUCCCACAAUCUGGACCAAUCGUUUGACGCCGGAGGUCACGUGAGCACGUCUCUGACGGCGGUAACUGUGGCUGUCCAGAUGCUGUGGCCGGCAGAUCUUCUACAGAGCGCAACGGUCACUGCUAAGUAUGGUAUUUCUGGCGGUUUCUGGUACUCCAUCUCCAUCAUCUUCAGCAUCAUGCUCUUCCCGCUUCUGUCGCUACAGUUCAAGACCAGGGCCCCAGGCGCUAAAACCUACCUACAGCUCAUCAAAGCCCGGUUUGGCGCGAGGACUCAUAUUCUGUACUGUGUGUUCGCGCUCGCCACCAAUGUGAUCAUUACAGCGACCCUCAUAGUGGCCGGUGCUGCCCUGUUUCAGGUUAGUCCAAGCAUCAUCAAAGACAUUAGCAACGAGAUGGUUGUGAUUCUAAUGGCCGUCAUGUUUGGUAGUUAUUCUUUUGUCGGAGGUCUGGGCUCCACCUUCUACGUGUCCUACUUCAACGCUGUGUUCACCCUGUGUGUCCUCUCCUACUUCGUGGUCAAGAUUUUCUACAUGCCGGAUGACCAGCUGCCUUUUGGCAACUUUGAGGACAUUUACGAGCACGUGUCUUCGCUUUAUGCAGUUGCAAGCGCCGAAAAAACACUUACAUUGUACCUUACAGGUCCGGCUGACAACGAGGACAGGAGUUACCUGACGUUCUGGUCUACUGGCUCCAUGGUGUGGGCGGGACAGGGAACCUUCAUCUGUCUGGGCCUGGUCUUCUGUGACCAGGCCUCCUGGCAGAGCAAGAUCGCCGCAAAACCUUUGCAGGGAGUUCUCGGCUUUUUCUUCGCCACACUCAUCUGGUUCGCGAUACCCUCCACCAUCGGCACGUCCGCCGGCCUUGCCUAUCUGUCCUACAGCAAAUCCAUGAGCAGCACCAUCAGCAGCAUCAGCAACGACAGCAGCAUGAUCAUCGCUAACAGUAGCCUUGGGGGAUUCAGGAACAGCAGCAACAUCGUGUUGACAAGGAUGGCUCUCUCUGAUGCAGAUUUGGACGCAGGAUUGGUCACCCCAUUCAUCGCUGACGUCGCGUUGGGUAAAGAAGGGGGCGUGAUCCUUCUGAUCAUGUUCACCAUGCUGCUCAUGUCUACGGGGGCUAGCGAGGUGAUGGGCGUGGCUUCUAUCAUCGUCUACGACAUCUACCAGAGUUAUCUCUGUCCUUAUAGGAAAAAUCACAAGCCAGGAAUGUGCCUGCUGUGUGGCAAGGAAGAAGUAGGGGAGCUAACCGAGGAAAUAUCCGAUGAAGACAUGGUCAACAUGUGUUGUUGCCCUUCUGUGGCCGACUGUAAGGACUGUGUCGUGGACUUAGAAAAACAGCAUCAGAAACAGAAAGGUGACACUGUGACCUUCACCUUCUACACAUGUCCUUUUCACGGACAGUACCGGACCUACCAGGACACUCUGAUAGAGAAGAAGAACUGGGUCAUAUUGUGGGUUGCGAUAUGCAUCGUGCCUUUAGGCCUGGCCGUGAUACAGUCUGGAGUAGACCUCAACUGGAUCUUCAUGAACGGCGCUAUUGUCAUCGUGCAGGCUUUUCCAGGAAUCAUCUGUACUAUCGUGUGGGUCAAGGUCACCAGUGAAGCUUUAGUGAUAGGAGCCCUAUUCGGAAUGUCCGUGGGUCUGUGUGCUAGCUUCAGCCGUGCGUCCCAACUAGAAGGCGGCUUAGCCAACUUUCUCCAAAACACCGCCGACGGAUACGCGGUUUUGGCCGGCUCUGCUUCCUGCCUAUUUGGCUCCCUCCUGGCAACCAUCGUCAUCUCCUUGGCAACGCAUCGCAUCAAAACACCGGAAGAUGAAGCGCGAGAAUGGCAGAAGCUGAGGGACAUCGACAAUCCGCUGAGACCACUGGCAAAAAUUGUCACAAUCGCUGGUGUGAGUGUCAUGAUCGCCGUGUUCGUAUUCAUCAUCCCAGGCUUCAUGGCCGCGCUACACACUAUGACGUCAUCAGAACUCCAGAGCUGGCUGAUGACGCUACACAUCUGGUGUUUCGUCACCGCGGUUAUCGUGCUGUUCUUGACCCCCGCUGAGGAGGUCAGGAGUAUUUUGAGGAACCUGAGGAGGAAGGCAGGAGGAGAACGACGGCGUGGGGUCAGGGGUCGGGUGUCGAAAGGGGGCUCCUCCAGAAGUCAGGAAGAGGUCGCUGCUUUGCCCCGCGAUUGCAAAGACUGUGACGUAGACGAGGAUAAUGUCAUUGAUGACGACGGGCAGUCCAGGACGAGGCUGACAGCGGAACAUUCCAGUUGCAGUAACGGGUUAGGAGUGUUCCAAGUGGAGAAUGUGUAA